Vicia villosa (hairy vetch) is the source of this 1444-nucleotide messenger RNA. Its product is annotated as WAT1-related protein At2g37460-like. The record is from RefSeq and is a predicted model, not a curated record. Gene Ontology annotation, cellular component: plasma membrane. NCBI's taxonomy places the organism in Eukaryota, Viridiplantae, Streptophyta, Magnoliopsida, Fabales, Fabaceae. The transcript is spliced from 7 exons. The coding region runs from base 91 to 1239 and encodes 382 amino acids. Gene Ontology annotation, molecular function: transmembrane transporter activity.
UUAGUAUAUAAACACAUAUACCUUCAUUGCUCCAUUUCAUUCUUGUGGCUCAAGCAAGAGUUUAAGAAAAUUUUGAAGUGAAAAAACAAAAUGGAAUGUUGUAGCCAAAAAAAGUUUGAUAGAAUGAAACCAAUCAUAGCUGUUGUGUUCUUGCAAAUUGGAUAUGCUGGUAUGGAUGUUUUAUCCAAAGCUGCACUGAACAAAGGAAUGAGCAAUUAUGUACUCGUUGUUUAUCGUCACGCCGUCGCCUUCGUCGUGAUUGCUCCUUUUGCACUGAUCUUAGAAAAGAAAGUUAGGCCAAAGAUGACAUUUUCAAUCUUUAUGAAGCUAGUGGCUCUCAGUACACUAGAGCCGGUAAUCGAUCAGAAUUUAUAUUUCUUGGGAAUGAAGUAUACAACGGCUACUUUUGCGGUCGCUAUGUUCAAUGUCCUCCCUGCCAUAACUUUCGUCAUGGCUUGUAUUUUCAAACUUGAGAAGAUAAAAAUGAAAAGUGUACAUAGUCAAGCAAAGGUGGUUGGAACAUUAGCAACAGUUGCAGGUGCUAUGGUUAUGACAUUGUUAAGAGGUCCAAUACUUAAUAUUUUUGGGACACAUGGAAACAGUGAUCAAAUCCAACAUAAUAGUGGAGCAAAUCUUCAACAUGCAAUAAAGGGAUCUAUUAUGAUCACAAUUGGUUGUUUUAGUUGUGCUUGUUUCAUGAUUCUACAAACAAUAACACUUGAAACAUAUCCGGCUGAGUUGUCACUUACAGCAUGGAUAUGUUUAUUGGGAACAGUUGAAGGUGGCAUAGUGGCUUUGAUUAUGGAAAGGGGUGAUUAUUCUGUUUGGUCUUUGAAUUGGGAUACAAAACUUUUGGCUGCGGUUUAUAGUGGUAUAGUUUGUUCAGGAAUGGCCUAUUACAUCCAAGGAGCUGUUAUGAGAUAUAGAGGACCAGUUUUUGUAACAACUUUCAAUCCUCUCUGUAUGGUCAUUGUAGCUAUCAUGAGCUCUAUCUUUUUGGCCGAGAAAAUAUUCCUCGGAAGGGUGAUCGGCGCGGUUGUGAUUAUUUUAGGAUUGUAUUUAGUGGUGUGGGGUAAAAGCAAAGAUUAUGACACACCAAAUUCAAUUAUUAAAGAUGAAGCAUUACCAGUUAAGGAAAGUACAGUGAGCAAUGAGAAAGUGGAGAAUCCUAAUCCUAAUCAUGAAGUCAUCACUAGCAGUAAUUUUGCUGCAAUAAAAGAUCAAGAUGAACAAGUGUGAAGAAAUCAAAAAACUUCUCACUUUGGUAAUUUAACAGCAUCAACUAUGUAUGAUUUGUAGUUGAGGUUUCUGAUGUAACUUUAUGAUUUGUAUUAUUAGACAAAAAAAAAAACACCAUUAUGUGGAAACUUUGAUGCAGGGUAUUAAUUUUAAAUGAUACCAUCAAAUUCACAGGUCUAUCAAAUAAUAUAUUUAAGGUUUAAUA